AAUCAAAACACAGAUUCAGAUUUUUAACACGUCGCCUCAACCAGAAGGGUCUACCGUGAAAUGUGAACGAAAGGCAGGUCAUUUUAACUUGUACCCCGGCUUAUUUUACCUGAAGGUGAAAGCAUCUGUCAAAAGAAACAUGGCUAUGCCGAAAUGGGAGCGAAAGGCGCGUAUUUUCCUCUGCGUUUUCGGAAUGUGUUUGUCUGUUUACGCGCUUCACGUCGAGCUGUCCAGAGAGAGUAACCCAGAUUACAGGGCGAUGUGUGACCUGGGGGAGUCUGUGAGCUGCUCCAAAGUUUUCACCUCCAGGUAUGGUUCCUAUAAGCUCCUCAAGGCUUGUUUCAUGCUGUAUUGUGGUUCUUAUAAACUUGGCCUGUGCAGGGGCGACAGUGGCUGUUUAAGUUCAGUCUUGGGCAUGUAACUGAAAGAGCCGACCCCGUCAUUUGCCACGUGUUUAAGUACCCUACAAGCCCCAUACAUCAUCUCGUUUACUGUUUGAAAUACACCAAUCCUAAUUUAGGACCUUGCUCUUUUGCACUGCAAAAGGAACUAGAGUGCAUGCUUGAUUACUUUACAACUGUUCCCCUGUUUUUGGGUUUGAUUUUCUUGCCAAUAAUAUGUGGAAUAAAUUUUAACUCUCCUUUUUGGACAGAUGGGGACGGGGUUUUGGCUUGGUCCAGUUCUUUGUUGACAAAGAUAGCCCUCUGAACCAGCCCAACAGUGUGCUUGGCAUCAUAUUUUACACUCUGCAGAUGGGAAUGGGUAAGUCUGUCUCCAUCUUCUGCAAAUUAUAGUGCAGCACUGAAUGUUUUUAAGAAAAAUAGAUCCUCUUGGCAAUUUAGCAUGUUUGUGAACCAGAGCUGGGUGUGUAAUUGAUAUUUCACAAUUCAAAAGAAAAAACUGCACUGAUCUUGUGUGACUUUCUUUUGCAGGAUUGUCCUUGUCUAAGAAAGCAGCUGUGUUUUUGGUCUUCUCCUCCUGGGUCUCUGUGGCUGGUUCGCUCUAUCUUGCAUCUAUCCUCGCCUUUGUCUUAGGGGACUUUUGCAUGGUCUGUGUGUCAACAUACAUCAUCAACUUUGCAUUGCUUUACACCAACCUAAAACGGAGGGGAGCUGUUGAAGGAAUGAAAGAAAAAACUGGAUAGAAAAACUGCUACCUGUGAAAUUCAACACCCUCUUUUUCACUGCUGAGCUGAAGCAGCACUGGAUGUGAAAAUAUUUUACAUUGUUUCUGGAAUUUUUUACACCUGCUGAGAGAAUAAAAGGACACUGGGCUGGAAAUGUACCAAAGUACAUUAAUCCCUGAUUUAAAAAAACUCAAUGUAACUGGAGUCAUUUCGGAUAUAAAACGCACCUUUGAUGCUAAUACACAGUUUUUAACACUAUCUUUUGUACCAUGCGGUUAAGAAGUAAAUAAAUAAGAAUGAAAGUAAAUGCUUAUCCUGCAGUUUGAGAGAACUUAGACAAUACAGUGCUAUGUGCUUAAAAUGUCUACCAGUAGAUGGAGCCAAAUGCUCAGGAUGGUGGUAUAUCACAGUGAAUUUACGCGAUCAUAUCUCAAGGACUUAUAAAGUUGGGUGUUUGUGUUACAUGUCUUAAAAAGAACAAAAACCUUUAAAGGUAUUAUUUUAAUAUCUUAAAUUCAUCACCAUGUGCUAUUUGAGCCAUAAACUAACAGAAAGAAAGUUAUGGGGAGUUGUAAUGUUGCAUAUUAUUGUUGGAUUUGAGAAGGACAAUUCACAGCACCAACUGGGGUCUUAGUGAUAUAUAAAGCAGUAAAACAAAAAUACAAAGUACUGUACCACAUAAAAAAAGCAACAUACACUACAGGCCAAAAGUUUGGAAGCAAGAUCACAUUUUUUACAAAAAAAAAAAAUCAUAGUUUCAUACAUAUAAUUUGCAACACAACAAACAUGACUAUUGUGUAAAGAGUAAUUUAUCAGAAGGAAUUUUGACUAUAUUUAUUAGGUAUUUGAGUUAUUGUUACUUAGACUUUGCUUUCUUUAAAGUAACCUCCUCUGGCUUUAACAACAGCUUGGCAUAUACCAGGCAUUGGUUCCACAAGUUUUCUAAGGUAUGUCGCAGGAAUUGCAUUCCAAGCUUUCUUAAGUUCAUUAAAAAGAGACUGCUGAUU
Xyrichtys novacula (pearly razorfish) is the source of this 2133-nucleotide messenger RNA. NCBI's taxonomy places the organism in Eukaryota, Metazoa, Chordata, Actinopteri, Labriformes, Labridae. The record is from the annotation of a GenBank genome assembly.